Messenger RNA from Rotaria socialis, 620 nucleotides. The record is from the annotation of a GenBank genome assembly. NCBI's taxonomy places the organism in Eukaryota, Metazoa, Rotifera, Eurotatoria, Philodinida, Philodinidae.
AUGUAUAAUUUAUGUGUUGAUAAAACAAAAGAACAAGUUAAAUUGUCCACAAGAUUUCCUACUAUUACAUGUGAUGCGUGGUGCGACGAAUAUCAGCAUCGAUCUUAUUUUUGCAUUACAAUACAUUUUUUGGACUCGAACUUAAAAUUACAUAGAUAUAGUUUGAAAACUCAACCUUUUGAUGACGCUCACACGGGAGAAAAGAUAAAAGAUCUUAUAUCAACAGUUCUAUCCGGCUAUGAUAUAAAUCAAAAUGAUGUGAUUAUAGUAUCAGAUAAAGGUUCGAACAUGCGAAAAGCAGGGAAACUGUUAAAUGUCGUUCAUGUAUUUUGCAUUGCUCAUGGAAUCCAUAAUUUGCUAAUGAAGGAUUGUUUUCCUAAAAUGCAACGUGUUUCAGAGAUUUUGAAUAAAGUUCAAGCAAUUAUUAACAAACUUCGCUACCGUCAACAUGAACUUGAAGCUGAAUAUUUCAAGUCAGAUGAAAAAGAAUUUUUUUUUGGAGACAAGGCCUUUUAUUAUAUAAUAGUAAAUAAAAUACAAUAAAACGGCUGGAACAGAAAAAGAAAAACAACGAAGAGACGCAUGACUAUUGUCUUUUGUCUCGAGGUUUGGUCAUUGGG